Messenger RNA from Sorghum bicolor (sorghum), 1023 nucleotides. Its product is annotated as ethylene-responsive transcription factor ERF109. The transcript has a single exon. Bases 121 to 870 code for a protein of 249 amino acids. The record is from RefSeq and is a predicted model, not a curated record. Lineage: Eukaryota; Viridiplantae; Streptophyta; Magnoliopsida; Poales; Poaceae. Gene Ontology annotation, biological process: ethylene-activated signaling pathway; regulation of DNA-templated transcription. Gene Ontology annotation, molecular function: DNA-binding transcription factor activity; DNA binding.
CAACACCCUGAAACAUCACCGCCGCGACCUCGGAGUCCAACACACCUUUUUCCGCCACUUUCUCGCGACACCGACGCCACGUCGUCGCACAGCAACCACCACCACCACCACCACCCCGCCAUGGCGCCGAGGUUGGAGCGCGGCGGGUUCCAGCUCCCGAACACCGAGCAGGAGAACUCACUCUUCCUCGGCGCACUCAUCUCCGUCGUGUCCGGGGACGCCGCCGCCCCCGCCGCGUUGCUCCCGGCGCCGGCACCGGCUUCCGCGGCGUGCGCCAGGUGCGGCGUGGACGGGUGCCACGGCAGCGGCUGCGAGCUCGUCGCUGGGUCGAGCAGCGACAGCGACGGCGCAGAGUGCUCCGCCGCGUCCGCGAGCCGCGCCAGCGUUGGCGGCGGAGGAGGCGUGGGCAAGCGGAGAGGGAGAGGGAGGAGGGUGAGCAGUUACAGGGGCGUGCGGCGGCGGCCGUGGGGCAAGUGGGCGGCGGAGAUCCGCGACCCGCGCCGCGCCGUGCGCAAGUGGCUCGGCACGUUCGACACCGCCGAGGACGCCGCGCGCGCCUACGACGUCGCCGCGGUCGAGUUCCGGGGCCAGCGCGCCAAGCUCAACUUCCCGGCGGACGCUGCUGCCGUGGCGGCGCCGGCGCUGGCGCCUUCCUGGGCGGGGGCGGCUGUGCAGCCGCACCACCGUCCAUUGCCCGAUCAUCAGAGCCUCCGCGAGAACUGCGGGUCCAACGCCGCGUCGCCGGUGCACGUGGCGCAGGCGCCGACCACGCAGCAGGGAAUAAGGACGGUAGCCAAGGAACAGGACAUCUGGGACGGCUUGAACGAGAUCGUGAUGAUGGAUGACGGCAGCUUCUGGUCCAUGCCAUGAUCCUGCUCCUCCUGCACCUUCGUCCAUCCGUCUCCGGAUCUUCCUCUUGUUUUAGUGCUUUUAGUUAAUGAUGAUGAUGAGAUUCCAUGAUUGUUUUUUAGGGAAGAGAUUCCAUGAUCUCCCUCUGAAAUGAAAACACUUUAGCUUCAAUCA